Scatophagus argus is the source of this 7683-nucleotide messenger RNA. Its product is annotated as synaptic vesicle glycoprotein 2A-like. NCBI's taxonomy places the organism in Eukaryota, Metazoa, Chordata, Actinopteri, Scatophagidae. Gene Ontology annotation, biological process: transmembrane transport; chemical synaptic transmission. The transcript has 14 exons. Gene Ontology annotation, molecular function: transmembrane transporter activity. The record is from RefSeq and is a predicted model, not a curated record. The coding region runs from base 1123 to 3336 and encodes 737 amino acids. Gene Ontology annotation, cellular component: membrane.
AAUGUAAUAACAAUAUAACAAGCUGUUCGCCCAUGCAGUCUGGGAAGUCUACAUGGUUAUUUCUUAUAAGUAGAAAUCACUGGUUAAGUUUUAAAAUAUGUCUUCCUUAUAGUGAUCCACCAUAUCUGAGACUCUCCAGCCGGCUCGUGUGUAGAUAAAGCCCCCCUCUCCUUGCACAUAUUACUACUGCAUCCCCUAAUGUUUGACAGAAAUAACAAAACUGAGACUACAUUUGCUGUGUCCAUACAGAGAUUUAAUUUGAAUGAUGUGACUACGGUGGGUUUGUUCAUAGCGGGCUUUCUUGAUGCGGUAGAAGGAAUCAAGAAUAUGGCAAGUAGUUGGCAUGGCAACAGGAGUCAGGUGUGCUUGCACGUGUGUGUUCUCUGCGCACACUUUGACAUUCAUGUACACAGACGUUCAAUCAUCAAUUUGCAAUAAGCAGAAGGGUGAACGGAAGGUGUUGGCGCGCGCAUGCGUGCGAGGAUAUUCAUUUGUAGUGCGUAUUUGGUACGAAUUCAGUAUUUCUCAAGAUUUUAUGCACAAACGCAUCAUUUUGACCAGUUGCCUGCGGAGCUGCGGGAAAAACGCAAAUUGCACAAGCUUAAAUCCAGCAAGUGUAAAGCUGGACGGAAGAGGCGCAGAUUGUGCGUAGAUAUGCGCCAAACCCCCUCCAGAUACGAAGGCGUUUAUGUGCGCUCGUGCCCUCGUGAGGGUUUUGCAUGGGGGAGGGGACCCCUGCACAUCAUCUGAGCGUGUGUGGAUGGCGUGGGCUUCUCUCCUCCAAACCGCACAGCAUCAUCACUCGGUUCACAGCAACAGCCUCGUACGCAUCAUCAUCCUCACCCUCCUCCUCAUCCUCCUCAUCACCAUCUCCGGGCUGAAGAGGCUGCACAUCGCAGGAAUAAAGAUUGACUCUCCAACAAGAAAUGCUACUUCUUUUCAGCAGUCACUUUAGACAGAGGCCUAGCAGAUAUAAGAACAGCUUGCUGUUGAUCAACUGAAUCUGGGAGUCAACUCUUGAAAUCUCUGAGCUUUAUCCUGAACAAACAGAAGUCCCGGCACAUUCAGGUGGCCUGUCCACUAAACCUUUGACCACUUUUGCAUCUUUCAGACCUCUUCAAAAUGGAGGACAAUUACCAAAACCGGACUGCAUUCAUAAAAGGUGCCAAAGACAUUGCCAAAGAAGUCAAGAGGCAUGCAUCUAAGAAGGUUGGCCGUACUGUGGAUCGGAUGAACGACGAGUACAGCAAGCGCUCCUACAGCCGUUUCGAAGAGGAUGACGAUGAUGACUACCCCAUGCAGGGAAGUCAGGAUGGAGGAUACUACCGUGGAGACAGCCAAGCAGCCAACGACGACGAGGGUGGCCACAGUGACUCUACAGAGGGUCACGAUGAGGAUGAUGAAAUCUACGAGGGCGAGUACCAAGGGAUUCCCAGGGCUGAUUCAGGCAAAGGCAGCCUGGCUGGAGGUCCAGGCUCGGUGAGGGCCGGCGCUCAGCAAUUCAGAGAUAUCGGAGUGUCUGAGGCCGAGAGGAGGAAGGACCAGGAAGAGCUGGCUCAACAGUACGAGACCAUUUUACAAGAAUGUGGUCAUGGAAAAUUCCAGUGGACCCUGUACUUUGUGCUGGGGCUGGCUCUCAUGGCAGAUGGUGUGGAGAUCUUCGUGGUUGGGUUCGUCCUGCCCAGUGCUGAGAAGGAUAUGUGCCUGUCUGAACCUAACAAAAGCAUGCUAGGUCUGAUCGUAUAUUUUGGCAUGAUGGUUGGGGCUUUCCUCUGGGGGGCUCUGGCUGAUCGGAUAGGCCGUCGGCAGUCUCUUCUCAUCUCCCUCUCCAUCAACAGCAUAUUCUCUUUCUUCUCCUCCUUCGUCCAGGGCUACAGCACCUUUCUGUUUUGCCGGCUCCUCUCAGGUGUUGGGAUUGGUGGUUCAAUUCCUAUUGUGUUUUCCUACUACUCUGAAUUUCUGGCCCAAGAAAAGCGCGGUGAGCACCUCAGUUGGCUCUGCAUGUUCUGGAUGAUUGGGGGAAUAUAUGCAUCUGCCAUGGCCUGGGCUAUAAUCCCACAUUAUGGAUGGAGUUUCCAGAUGGGCUCGGCGUAUCAGUUCCACAGCUGGCGUGUGUUUGUGUUAGUGUGCGCUUUUCCUUGUGUUGCAGCCAUUGCUGCCCUCAGCGCCAUGCCAGAAAGCCCACGCUUUUACUUAGAGAAUGGAAAACAUGACGAAGGCUGGAUGAUUCUGAAGCAGGUUCAUGACACUAAUAUGCGAGCAAAGGGAUACCCAGAGAGGGUGUUUUCUGUCACCACAAUUAAGACAGUAAAGCAGAUAGAUGAGUUGGUGGACACUGGCACUGAUACUCCAGUCUGGCAGCGCUACAGAUUGAAGAUUAUGAGCCUCUCUCAACAGAUACGGAGUAACAUUCUUGCCUGCUUCAGCCCUGAAUAUAAACGGACGACUUUCAUGCUCAUGGCUGUUUGGUUUACCAUGUCUUUCAGCUACUACGGUCUGACGGUGUGGUUCCCAGACAUGAUCAAGUACAUCCAGAAGCAGGAGUAUGAAUCACGCACAAAGACCUUCACAAAGGAACGUGUGGAGCAUGUCACUUUUAACUUCACCCUGGAAAACCAAGUGCAUCGCCAAGGACACUACUUCAAUGACAAGUUCCUCAACCUGAAGAUGAAAUCCAUGGUGUUUGAAGACUCUGUAUUUGAGGAGUGCUACUUUGAGGACAUCACCUCCACACACACUUUCUUCAGGAACUGCACCUUCAUUGCAAGUUUGUUCUAUAACACAGAUUUGUUCAAAUACAGGUUUGUUAACUGCAAACUGAUCAACAGCACGUUUCUCCACAACAAGGAGGGCUGCAUGCUCGACUUCAGCGACGACUUCAACAAUGCCUACAUGAUAUACUUUGUUAACUUCCUUGGCACUUUGGCAGUGUUGCCUGGCAACAUCGUGUCUGCUCUAUUAAUGGACAAAAUUGGGCGUUUAAGGAUGCUGGCGGGAUCCAGUGUCAUAUCUUGUGUCAGCUGCUUCUUCCUGAUGUUCGGCAACAGCGAGUCAGGGAUGAUCGCCCUCUUGUGCCUGUUUGGUGGCAUCAGCAUCGCCUCAUGGAAUGCCCUGGAUGUGAUAACAGUGGAGCUCUAUCCAUCUGAUAAAAGGACGACAGCGUUUGGCUUCCUGAACGCCCUCUGUAAGCUGGCGGCCGUCCUCGGCAUCAGCAUCUUCCAGUCAUUUGUCGGCAUCACGAAGGCGGUCCCCAUCCUGUUUGCUGCUGGCGCACUCGCUGCAGGUAGUUUCCUUGCAACGAAGUUGCCUGAAACACGAGGCCAAGUGUUGCAGUAAAACAAAUGGCCAGCAGUGGGCAGCACAGCACAGCUGGAGUGUGCGUUUGACGACUAGAACCCGAACAUCCCUGAGAGCUCAGCGCUGCCCGUCACACACCCACAGAACAGACUGCCACCCCCAUUGUAAGCCCAGAAUCCUUUGAAAUACGGAUUGCAUCAUUCAAACUCCAUACAGAGCCACAAUGAUUAAGAGAAGAGCACACAGAUGCAGAAAUAAAUACCUGUGUCAUCAUAACAGCUGCACUGUCAGGUACUAAAAACAUCAGAUCUUUUGGGAAGUGGGCCACGCAGUACAAAUCGUGGUGUCAGUAAGGAUAAAAUGUUAAUUUGUGGGAGCUUUCUCUCAAUGGUCCACAGAUCUACAAUAGCUGUUGAGGAGACACAGAUGUCAAAUGAAGAGACAAGACUGAAAAAAAGCCAUUUAUGGAGGGAAGUGAAAAGGUUUAGUCUGUGUACGUGGUCAGUUUUUCAAAUAUGAGUGUUCUCUUUUCUCGUCUGUCCUCGACCUCAGCGACCGGCUUUCAGUGAUGAUUUUUUUUAAAAAAUUUGCUAUGAUGUCACUGGUACAAUUCACUUCACAUUUCCAUUCAGACUGAUGCUUUGUGUUUGAUUAAAAAAAAACUGUUAUCUCUUUGAAAACACCUUACAAAGAAUUUCAGGUUGAAUAUAUAUAAUCCGCCCACGAGCCCCGACCACAGCCUGCUACUGAAGCCUGACUUGCUGAAAGAACGCUUAUUUUCUACCAAAUAAUAUGACAACAUUCCAGCGAGGCUUGGUUUAUUCAGGUACAGGGGAUUAAAUGUUUCCUUGUCCCUGCACAAACCCAGCCUGCCUCUCUGCUAAUAGCCUCAAAACAGAGACAGGUGAAGAUGCAUUUCACAGGAUUCUCUGUUGUAAAUGGGAAUAGUUUGAUUCAGCUCCUCAGUGUUUAAACUAAUGUUUCUCCCUCCCUGGUGUUGAACCAUUCAGCCGUGGCAGCGUGAUGAUGUUCAUGCCUGCAACACAUGAACAUCUGUGGCACGGAGUUUGGUCAAGUGCUAAAUAUGAGGGCAGGUACUAUAGUGAAGUAUUUGCUGUAUGAAUGAGUGUGGGAUUGUUAUGUAAGACAAAAGAAAGUGUCUGAUUUAUUCAUUUAAACCCCCAUCAUUUCAUGCAAACCAGUGCAGCCAAGUAUGCCAUAUUUCACCGAUCCAACGGCAGAAUGUUCUAGGCUAAUUUAGAAAUAGUUAUGUCAGCUUUGAACCCACGCAGUAGCUCAGGUGUGGUGAAACGUCUAGACGUUUAGAUGUUUACAGCUGAUAUUGUGUUGUAGCACCACGAAACACAACAUUGUUGUACAUGCAGCGUAGUUUUCUGAUAUUUCCAGCGCCGUCCCAUCUGCAUUAAUUAGCCUUAAUGUGAAAACAAGUCACGAAUCAAGUCAUUUGAUUGAGUGUGAAAGUUCAUUUUUGACCUUGUAAAAGAAAUCUCAAGUCAAGGUUAGUUUACUUGUUUGUGCAGAGGUUUCAACCGCACCUGACCCGUCUUUCUUAGAGAUUCACAUGAGGUUCAUAGACAAAGUUCUGUGAAAAAAAUCUCAGUAUUUUUUGUCAAAUUAAUUUAGCUGCUUUGUCUUUUUCUGUUUGGGUUCAGACAUACGAUGAACAUGGUAUCCUCUCUUAAAAUUGUGUUAAGCCUUCAUUGUAUCCAUAAGCACAAAUUAAACAGGACCAAAAGAAGAAGAAUCAAUACAAAAUACAGUUGAGCUUAUUGAUCAGACAGUGUGGCACAAAGAGAAAACAGAUUACAAAUCACUUGUGUAAUUUCAUUUUAAGGGCUCCUGUUCCUGUCAUUCUUUUACUGCAUCCAUGCGUAGGACACCACUUAACCUUCUGUAAGGGUCACACAAACACACAGAAAAAAAUGCCUGCUGUGACCUGUGAUCUAAAUUGGAAACAAUCACUCUAAAGGAAAUCUAAUUGAGAACCAUUCUUUAUACAAAUCAUUUCUCCAAAGGUGUACAUCAAUAUGUGUGCUGACAAUCAGAGAGUGCUAUCUGACUGAAAGACAUCCUCUGGAUUGUGUGUGUGUGUGUGUGUGUGUGUGUGUGUGUGUGUUGGGUGAGCCUCUCAGAGUCAAGUGAGAAGAUUGUUACACUCUCAGGUGUGUACUUUAAGUUUGAAGUAGAAGCCAGGCGACGUGUAGCUUAGCAUAGCAUAAAGACAGGAAACAAGGGGGAAGAAGCUGGCCUGUCUGUGUUCAGAGGCAACAACAUCUGAAGAAAGAGUCCAGCGUGUGAUGCCCCACGGAAACACAACAUGCUGUUUUUAUACAGUUUCAUUUUGAGUUGUUAGCAGCCAGAUGUUGUUACUUUUAGACUGAGGCUACCUGUUUGCCCCCGUUUCCAGUCUUUAUGCUAUGCUAAGCUAACCACCUGCUGGCUGUAGAUUCAUAUUUGGUGUAUGAGCAUGAGAGCAGUGCUAUUCUCUUCAUUUAACUCUAAACAAGAAAGCGAGUACUUCCUGAAAUGUCAAACUACUGCCGUCUGACCUGAGGAUACAGCCUCUAGUUUGCUGUUCAUCUGUGAAGUCUUGUGUAGAUUUAUUAAACUAACGUGUAUCAUCUUGUUCAUGUGGGAGAGACUGUUUGGAUGUGGCCUUCACGUGUGUGUGUGCGUGCAUGCGUGUGUGUAAGUGAGCUGACUCUAAAUCGUCUGUCACAUAUUUUUCUACUUUUUUCUGUUGCGGUUUUCAUCCAUGUGAUGAAUACAGCUCAGCUGGGGACCACACAGAUAUAUAUACAAUAUGAGAAGAAGAAGAAAAAAAAAGCAACUUAUCACAAUAUAUGCAGUAUAAAUUUAAUGCUCUGUUCUUCAUAAUAGACUUGGGUGCUCUUUUGCUGAUACAGUCUUCAAAAUGAAUCCCAUCAAAGAUAGCCAGUCUCAGAGAUAACGUGCGGUCUGUUCUCUGCUUAGAAAUAUGGAAUUAAUAAUUCACAAAGACGACUUCACCCUCAAAUCCCUCUGUAUUCAACUGAUCGUGACGCAUGUUUGUAUCGUAUUGUCUGACUUCUUGGACGUCCUGUAUGCCAGCUGUUUUUGUCUAAAGCAAGAACUAGUGUUUUCAUUGUUGUAUGAUGACAUAGAUUUGUUGCUUGCAGUGAUUGUUCUUGAUCAAAGUGGGGUUAAAAUUGGUGAAACUUGAGUAUGUGUUCAGAAAGUAAGUUAGUAGUGACUGUGCUCCUUGUUUACCUUGGACCCAGGUAACUCUUUUUUCUAUUGAUAUGAAUUUCUGAGUUGGAUGCUUGUAAUCAUGCAAUUCAUCUUGUCUCAGAGGUGCAAGUUAUGGCCGGAAAAGGGCAAUAUACUUAGGCAAAGGGAGCCGAAAAUGUGCAUAAAUUGUGAGCGGAAGGUGCAAUUUGAUGUAAACUCUUUUGUGCAAUUGAGCCUGUUUAAAAGGGAAGCGUAAGCAAUAAAGUGGAGGCUUUCCCCAAUUCUGAGGAAACAGGAAGUCAGAGUAAAAUCAACUAUUAAAAAGAGCCCCUGUCAAAUUGAAGCUCCUGUCCAAAAUGUAAAGGUUUACUAUUUAAUGUUACUAUGUGUGUGCAUACACACACACACACACACACACAGAGUAUAUAUAUAUGUAUAAACUGUCAAAAGGGUCACUGGUAUGAGUUUUAUCUAGGAUGACAGUGAUAUGGGAUGUUGUCAAAAUAAAAUGAACACUAGUCUGAAGACUUCCCUUAACGAUGGCAGUCUGAUAAAGGGAUGGAGGACUUCUUAAUGGCAUGGUUUUUGUCUCCUCAACUCCUAAGAGCACACGGAUCCUGAGUAAAAGGAUCGACCCAUGCCAGAAAACAACUCCUUCAUCUGCAAAGAACUGCAAGAAUCCUUCGCUGUAGUUCGGACUGAAGGAAUUUAUGUUUGCGUUUUCUUUAGUUUGACUCUAACCUGUUUAUUAAAUGAUAAAAGUUCUACUCUUAAGUGUGAGUUCAAUUCAAAAAUCAAUGUAGUAUGUGUAGAAACUGUAGAUGUUUGUAUGUGCAAGUUUGGAUUUUGUGGAACAAAAGAUCAAGGAAAACAAUUCAAAAAAAAUAAGUUCGAUAUGACACAAAAAUCUAUUGUGUGUUGUCUUUGUGUUUUGUAAAUGAAGACUGAAAAUCUUGGUAAAUUCAGUAUUUAUUACUUCUGGAUAUUGAGACUAUUUUAGUGAUGCUGAAAAGGUGCUGUAUUUAUUUUAUGUGAGAGUUGUUCAUUAUGCUGGGGUUUGCACUUCUGUGCCAUUUAUCCAGUCCUAUGAAGAAAAUGAUAAAAUCAUAAUGGAAAAAUAAAACUUGAAGAAAGAAAAUCAAUGUCAUGGUUUGC